CGAACCUGGUUCCCGAGGCGAGGCGGCCGCGGCUGGGGGCGGGGAGGGGGGGCGCAGGACCCCAGGUUGGGGUCCCGGAGCCUGAGGGCCUAUUCCCGUGCCCCCAGCAGCAUGGCGUCCUGUGCGGAGCCCUCUGAACCCACUGCCCCACCACCUGCUGGGGUUCCACCACUUGAAGACUUUGAGGUGCUGGAUGGGGUCGAGGAUGCAGAAGGCCAAGAAGAAGAGGAGGAGGAAGAGGAUGACCUGAGUGAGUUGCCACCUCUUGAGGACAUGGGGCAGCCCUCACCAGAGAAAGAAGAGCAGCAGCCUGGGGCCCUGGCCCGAGAGUUCCUAGCUGCCAUGGAGCCCGAGCCUGCCCCAGCCCCGGCCCCAGAAGAGUGGCUGGACAUCCUGGGGAAUGGGCUGUUGAGGAAGAAGACGCUUGUCCCAGGGCCACCUGGCUCAAGCCGCCCUACUAAGGGCCAGGUAGUCACGGUGCAGCUACAGACAUCGUUGGAAAAUGGCACGAGAGUGCAGGAUGAGCCAGAGCUGAUGUUUACCCUGGGCGACUGCGACGUCAUCCAGGCCCUGGAUCUCAGUGUCCCACUCAUGGACGUGGGGGAGACGGCCAUGGUCACUGCUGACUCCAAGUACUGCUACGGCCCCCAGGGCUGCAGGAGCCCAUAUAUCCCCCCACACGCAGCCCUGUGCCUGGAAGUGUCCCUGAAGACCGCUGUGGAUGGGCCAGACCUGGAAUUGCUCACAGGGCAGGAGCGUGUGGCCCUGGCUAACCGGAAGCGAGAGUGUGGCAAUGCCCACUACCAGCGGGCCGACUUUGUGCUGGCUGCCAAUUCAUAUGACUUGGCCAUCAAGGCCAUCACCUCUAGCGCCAAAGUGGACAUGACGUUUGAGGAGGAAGAACAGCUCCUACAGCUGAAAGUGAAGUGUCUGAACAACCUGGCGGCCUCACAGCUAAAGCUGGACCACUACCGUGCAGCCUUGCGUUCCUGUAGCCAAGUGCUGGAGCACCAGCCCGACAAUAUCAAGGCACUGUUCCGCAAGGGCAAGGUGCUAGCUCAGCAAGGCGAGUACAGUGAGGCCAUCCCUAUCUUGAGAGCAGCCCUGAAGCUGGAACCUUCCAAUAAGACGAUCCAUGCGGAGCUUUCAAAGUUGGUGAAGAAGCACGCGGCACAGAGGAGCACCGAGACUGCCCUGUACCGGAAAAUGCUGGGCAACCCCAGCCGACUGCCUGCCAAGUGUCCUGGCAAGGGUCCUUGGUCUAUUCCAUGGAAGUGGCUAUUUGGGGCGACUGCUGUUGCCCUGGGGGGCGUGGCUCUCUCUGUAGUCAUUGCUGCCAGAAACUGACUGCCCAGGUGGCUGCACACCCCCUUUGUGCACCAUGAACCAUGGACCCCACCCUGCACUCCCUAACUUUCCCAGGCUCCCUGCCCUCUGCCCUCCCUGGCCUAGCCCCCUCCUUCUGGUUGGGGGCAAUAAGGAUUGGGGGGCCAUGCAGCCCAGUGAGCAGGAGGCAUUGAGACCUUGUAAGAGGAAAGCCAGGUGUGUCCAGGGCCCCACAUCCAGCCUGGAGGGAGGGGGCCCUCAUUUCUCCAGACCCUAUUCUCCCCCCACAGUCUCCACUCCCCUCGUUGAGAUCUCAACCAGGGUGGCCUCAGUUUUCUCUUCUUGACAGACCGGGGGUAGUCCUUCCCCUGCCUUCUCCCCUACUGAGUGCCAGCCCUCCUGCCCCACCUGCUGCCCCCUGUCCAGGCCACCCCCCAACACCGUGAAAUAAAGCCUCCCCCUGCA
This is a messenger RNA of Otolemur garnettii (small-eared galago), 1791 nucleotides long. It is a transcript of the gene FKBP8, whose product is annotated as FK506 binding protein 8. Bases 112 to 1347 code for a protein of 411 amino acids. The transcript has 9 exons. The record is from RefSeq and is a predicted model, not a curated record. Lineage: Eukaryota; Metazoa; Chordata; Mammalia; Primates; Galagidae. Gene Ontology annotation, molecular function: protein binding; peptidyl-prolyl cis-trans isomerase activity.